CAUGGACUGCACGUAACCUGUCUCCGACGAUUUCUUGAUCUUGAAAAGUAACAUUCACAGAAAACGUUUUAAAGCGACGUUUUAUUGAGUAACAGAUCACGUGCAUUCGGUUCUGGAUGAUAGAAUUUGUGAAAAAAGAUAACGCGGCGUAAACGAUUGCUAGGAUCGUCUAACAAUAAUUGAUAAUGGGCAAGGGACAUAAACAUUUAAAGCGGUUGAAGUCAGAGAAAGCGAAAGUGAAGUUGAAAACGAAGAAAGAGAAACAUUUACCGAAAGGGUUGAAUGUCACGGACACUUCGUUCAAAGUUAAGAAGAUCAUCAUACGUGAGCAAUUGAAACAGCACGAUGACACCGAGAUUCUUAGCAAAAGGAAGCUUAACAUCAAAGAUUUACUCUCGCGUUUGCAACAUCAUAACACAACGGUUCGACAAAGCGCUGUUAGAGAACUGAAAGAAAUUUUGUCCGAGCAUUCUACGAGUUUGUUGAGCUCGCAAUUUGGGUCUCUGUUACAAGGGAUUUGCGCGUUGAUCCUGGAUAAGGAAAGAGCCAUAAGGCGCGAUUCUCUCAAGAUUUUGGGCCUGAUUCUCGGACCUGUCUCCAACGAUCAGCUUAAUCCGUAUUGUGAUGUUUUGAUUUCGUAUCUGAGAUGCGCCAUGACUCACAUAGAUCCUUACAUUAAGGAGGACGCUUUGCUGUUCUUGGAUGUCCUUGUUAAAAAUUGCAGCCACGUUCUAGUAAGAAACAGCUACAAAGUUAUACCAAACUUUUUGGACAUGAUUUCCAAGUUGCAUAGUGAAACGAAACCUGGCAGACAAUUGGUAACGACGUUGAACACGAAGAAUACGGAUGUUAAAUGGAGAAUAAAAGUGCUGGAAAGAUUAGCCACUAUGCUCAGCUCCAUAGUCGGUUUCUUCAAAUCUCAGCAAGUCGUUGCUUUACAAGAAAGUGGGAGAGUCGUACACGUGAAUGAAACUACCGGAUAUAUACCUAUUUACGCUGUAGCCAGUUCUCAGAAUUGCGAGAUCGAUUUUGAACAAACUGAAUUGAGGGAGAACGCUAGUGAAAAAUCUUUAGAUGCGGACGGAUUAAUGAAAUACGUGGAAUCGUUGAUGCCACUUAUAUUUGAUAGCUGGAUCGAGGUGUGUCCAGAUGAAAAAGGUGUCAACGAUUCCGCACUGUUACUCUCUAUGGAGGCCUUGGAAUUAUUGAAGAGUAUCGUAGAAAUUCUACAAUUGAUAAUCGAAUGCAUAGACGUGUUGUAUGUCGAUUGCGACGUGAAUAUUAAGCACUGGUUUAAGAGCAAUUUCGAAGGCCCUUACGUAAAGAACUUAUUUUCGAAAUUUCCGUACAAUAAGUUAACCGCAGCCGGGAAUUUUCUCUCCACGAUCAAAAGUACCAAUAGGAAACGGCAACAAGAUUUUUCUUUAAGCGAAUCGUUCGAUAUCUGUUUAGGAUACAAUCUGGGACUUAGUCAAAUUUAUGUAUGGUUCACGUCGGUAAAAGUCGACGAUAGAUUUAUGUCUAAACCGAACAGAAACUACUGCUCAUCUAUAAUUAACUAUUUAAAUGAAAAGCUCGAGAACUGGUCGAGUAUAAAUGACAUUGUACUGCCGCAGUUGACCAAACUUUUAAGAACGUUGUUCUUAAAAGCGAGUAAAGUUUGGUACAAAAAUCGUCUCGAUUUGAGCGAAACAUUACAGUUGGUUGUGAACGCAUGCUGCAAUCAAUCGAAGAAAGAGAUGCAAUUACAAUUGUUUUCUGUGAUCAGCGACGUGAUGUUGGAUCAUACCCUGCAGGAACUGCAUAGGGAGAACGCGUUUAAGGAAUUCAUCUCGACUUUACCGAAUCUUCUGUUAAAACCGAGGAUACAUGAAAACACCAUACAAAUAAUAAAUAAGAUUGUGCUCCGGUACAAAGAUUGGAUUCGAAAGGAACUCGUGGUGAAUCAUGAUAGCAUAAUCGAGAAUGCUAAGAAGAUCGAAAUAAUCGGAGCCCAAGACGAGCAACUGUCUCGUCUUAUGAUAUGUAAUUUGUUUUAUUUCUUGGACACCCAAAUUUUCUAUUAACUAAACGAUAUGUAAAUAAAGCAUUUGUAUAUAUAAGUAAA
This is a messenger RNA of Ceratina calcarata, 2107 nucleotides long. RefSeq names its product testis-expressed protein 10. NCBI's taxonomy places the organism in Eukaryota, Metazoa, Arthropoda, Insecta, Hymenoptera, Apidae. The transcript has 4 exons. The coding region runs from base 186 to 2066 and encodes 626 amino acids. The record is from RefSeq and is a predicted model, not a curated record. Gene Ontology annotation, cellular component: nucleus; MLL1 complex.